GAAGCCGAUGGUUCCUCUCUUUUUUGCUCUUUCUGGAUUUCCUCUCCGCACAGAUAUCCCUUCUCAACCUUUCUGCCGUUGUCAAUGAACCUGUUAGCCUUUUCUUCUUGAACUUUCAAACAUGUGUCAGGUUUACGAAACCCGCAUCAUUUAUCAAGGCGGUGGUUGCAUGAUCGGAAAAUGCGAUAAAGUUGACCGGAUCGUCGAAGAAUGCACUUCCAAACCUUCCUCAGGUGUCGAAUCCUGCGCGAACUACAAAUACAUCGUUGCAGGCUCGUCCAAGAGAGGCGGGCCUCAUCCAGGACAUGCACAUGCUCCACCAGCGACCAACGCGAGCUCCAACACUGCCCCAAGUACCUAAACCGCUUCGAUCUUACGGUGUGUAAACGUGGAAGAUAGCCAGGGUAGAACCCUGGAAGGGAUUCGAAACCAUUGACGGACAGCUACUGAUAGGUUGGAAUAUCGGGUGCUAUUCAACAUAGCUGCAUCCAUGAUUGCACAUUUGCUUCAUGCCCUGUGCUUUUUAGUACUGCUUUUGUAUUUAACAGCCAACAAUCGAGCCCCGGGUU
This is a messenger RNA of Xylona heveae TC161, 569 nucleotides long. RefSeq lists its product as hypothetical. NCBI's taxonomy places the organism in Eukaryota, Fungi, Ascomycota, Xylonomycetes, Xylonales, Xylonaceae. The coding region runs from base 122 to 361 and encodes 79 amino acids. The transcript is spliced from 2 exons. The record is from RefSeq and is a predicted model, not a curated record.